Molecule: messenger RNA, 1143 nt
Organism: Cutaneotrichosporon cavernicola
Lineage: Eukaryota; Fungi; Basidiomycota; Tremellomycetes; Trichosporonales; Trichosporonaceae
Exons: 5
Coding region: 1-1143 (380 amino acids)
Molecular function (GO): oxidoreductase activity, acting on NAD(P)H; NADPH binding
Source: RefSeq, a predicted model, not a curated record
AUGUCCAUCUCCCGCCGCGUUAUCACACCCCUCCUCCUGUCGCGAACCACCCCUACAAUCCGACCAGCUGCACGCCUCGCUGCCAUCACCGCUCCCCUCCUUCGCCCGCUACACAACACUCCUCACGCUCUCAAGAACAUGCGCUGCGUCCUCAUCAAGGACGGCAAGGGCCCCGUCGAGAAUAUUUACCUCGGUGAGGAGCCGACGCCGAGCCCCAAGAAGGGGGAGGCGCUUGUCAAAAUCGAGACCUUCGGCCUCAACCGCAUGGACCUCCUACAGCGCGAGGGCAAGUACAACCUCCCUCCACAGGCUAGCAAGACGGUGCUCGGCGUCGAGUUUGCCGGCACAAUCACCGAGCUCGGCGAGGGUGGGUCCAAGUUCAAGGUCGGCGACGAGGUGUUUGGCCUUGCGUUCGGCGGAGCAUACGCCGAGUACAUUGCCAGCCCCGAGUCAAUGCUCCUUCCCAAGCCCAAGGAAUUGAACUGGGUACAGGCCGCGGCCCUCCCCGAGAACUGGAUGACUGCGUAUCAGGCCCUCUUCCUCGAAACCGGACUCAAGGAAGGAGAGAACGCGCUUAUCCAUGCCGGCGCGUCUGGUGUUGGUGUCGCUGCAAUCCAGCUCGCCCUCCAGACUGGUAAGGCAGGCAAGGUAUUCACCACCUGUGGUUCCGAUGAAAAGGUCGCGUUCCUCAAGAACCUCGUCGACAACGAUCCCCGCCUCAUUGUGAUCAACUACCGCACCCAGGACUUUGAGGAGGAGAUCAAGAAACACGACACGGGCAUCGACGUCAUUGUAGACUUUAUUGGCAAGGACUACUUCCAGCGCAACCUUUCUGUUAUGCGCCGCGACGGCCGCAUGGUAUUACUUGCGUUCAUGAGUGGUGCUGUCGUCGACAAGGCCAACAUUGCCAUGUUCCUCGGCAAGCGCCUCCAGCUCCGCGGAUCCACCCUCCGCUCCCGCACGGUCGAGUACCAGGCCAACUUGCUCCAGCAGUUCAAGGAACACGCACUCCCCCUCAUCGUCUCGGGCAAGUACAAGGUCGAAGUGUACAAGACGUACCCAUGGACCGAGGUCAUCGAGGGACAGAAGGAGAUGGCGGCCAACAAGAACUCUGGCAAGAUCGUCUUCGAGAUCACCAAGUAG